Saprolegnia diclina VS20 is the source of this 782-nucleotide messenger RNA. RefSeq lists its product as hypothetical. Bases 23 to 685 code for a protein of 220 amino acids. The transcript has a single exon. Lineage: Eukaryota; Oomycota; Saprolegniomycetes; Saprolegniales; Saprolegniaceae. The record is from RefSeq and is a predicted model, not a curated record.
GCGGUGGCGAGCAUUCGACAAGAUGCUGGCUUCCGCCCGACGAUCCAUGUACACGCCGUCGGCCUUCCGCGAGGUGGGCACGGACCGCGUGCACGAGAUCCUCUCUCGCUAUCCCUUGGCGACGCUCGUCGUACCGCAGGCCGCCGGCGAGAGUCCGCUCGUGAGCCACAUCCCGCUGCUUCACGUAGGGAACGAGCUCCAUGGGCAUGUCCCCAAGGUCAACGCCAUCGCGCGCCUCGAGGGCAGCGUGCGCGCGCUCGCCAUCUUCCAGGGCCCGAACGCGUACGUCUCGCCGUCGUGGUACGAGACCAAGCAGGCCACGGGCAAGGCCGUGCCCACGUGGAACUACAUUGCGGUGCACGUUCACGCAUCGCUGCGUAUUGAGCGCGAUCGCGACUGGGUCCUGCGCAACGUGAGCGCGCUCUCGGACACACACGAGGCGAAGAUGGAGGCGCCGUGGCGCGUGGACGAGGCGCCAACCGCGUACGUGGACAAGCUGCUGCGGAGCAUUGUCGGGCUGCGCCUCUCGAUCGAGUCGGUGGAGAGUCAAUUCAAGCUCAGCCAGAACAAAGAGGCCGGCGACUUUUUCGGCGUCGUCGACGGACUGCGAUCGACGCCCGACCACGCCGGUGGCAACGACGUUGCUGCGUGGAUGGAGCGCGUCCAAGACGAGAUUCGCAAGUAGAUUUCGCGUACUGGUCAAGCGAUUGUACUGCAGAAAGCACUUGUACAAGGUAGCGCCGUAGCUUUAUAACCAUUUACUAGUGCGUUCUCUAAACCCU